GGCACGCUGUGUUGCUGCUGCUGUCCUUUGGCCUUUGACUUUUAAUUUUUAAUUCAUUGGAAUUCGGUCUCGCUUCAUCACGGGUCGCUGCCACAUGCCAAUUAUCAUUUAAUAGAUACCUAUCUUCCAAUCCAGGUUUCAGAAUAAUGGCACCAGCAGCCGCCGCCGUGCAACCAAAGCCGGAUAAUGAUCCUAUUGGCAUUCGAGCAGUAUUACUGGGACCACCCGGGUCUGGGAAAGGCACCCAAGCUCCUAAACUGAAGGAAAAAUAUUGUGUAUGCCACCUUUCAACUGGAGAUAUGUUACGUGCAGAAGUCUCUUCUGGUUCAGAGCUCGGGAAAAAGUUGAAGAAAGUAAUGGAUGAAGGGAAACUGGUAUCCGAUGAGAUGGUUGUGGACAUGAUUGACAAGAAUCUUGACCAGCCGGAAUGUAAAAAUGGAUUCUUACUUGAUGGCUUUCCACGAACUGUGCCUCAGGCUGAAAAGUUGGAUGAUCUGCUCGCCAAGAGAAAAACUGCGCUGGAUGCAGUCAUUGAGUUUGGUAUCCAAGACAGUUUGCUCGUGAGAAGGAUCACUGGAAGAUUGAUUCAUCCUUCAAGCGGGAGGAGCUACCAUGAGGAAUUCCAUCCACCCAAGAAGCCGAUGACUGAUGAUGUCACUGGAGAACCCCUGGUACGUCGCUCAGAUGAUAAUGUAGAUGCACUCAAGAAGAGACUGGCUACGUACCACCAGCAAACAGUACCACUUGUGGAUUACUACAUGAGGAAGGGACUUCACUACCGUAUAGAUGCUUCGAAGGCCGCAGAAUAUGUUUUCAGUAGAAUUGACUACAUUUUCAAAACAAGAAUCGCCAAUAGGAAUAGGACUACAAUUUUUGAUUGAUUUAUUUUUAAGUGAAAGUUUUUUGUACAAAAUCACUAUACAGUCUAUGUGGAAUUAUCAUGUUGUUAUACAGGUAAACAUUUUAACUAGAUAUUUUUGAAACUUUGUGUAUAAAUAUAGUGGAAAAUGUACACUGAA
This is a messenger RNA of Aricia agestis (brown argus), 1019 nucleotides long. RefSeq names its product adenylate kinase (gene Ak2). Gene Ontology annotation, cellular component: cytoplasm; mitochondrion. The transcript is spliced from 4 exons. The record is from RefSeq and is a predicted model, not a curated record. Gene Ontology annotation, biological process: ADP biosynthetic process. Gene Ontology annotation, molecular function: AMP kinase activity; ATP binding. Lineage: Eukaryota; Metazoa; Arthropoda; Insecta; Lepidoptera; Lycaenidae. Bases 147 to 881 code for a protein of 244 amino acids.